Glossina fuscipes is the source of this 2889-nucleotide messenger RNA. RefSeq names its product calcium uptake protein 3, mitochondrial (gene MICU3). Gene Ontology annotation, biological process: calcium import into the mitochondrion; mitochondrial calcium ion homeostasis. Lineage: Eukaryota; Metazoa; Arthropoda; Insecta; Diptera; Glossinidae. The transcript is spliced from 11 exons. The record is from RefSeq and is a predicted model, not a curated record. The annotation marks the transcript as partial. Gene Ontology annotation, cellular component: uniplex complex. Gene Ontology annotation, molecular function: calcium ion binding.
GCAAAAAGUUUAAUUAAUAUAAAUAGAAAUCUUAAAAAUGUGCAACGUAAUUACGGUUACAAAAACAACACAACGCAUCAACCAUCAAAAAGUUAUGGAAAAUAUUUAUGGAUUAUUGGCGGCGGUGCGACUGCGAUCAUUUGCAUAAAUUUAUUCAAAUCCAGGACCAAUUCAGUGAAAGCAUUCAAUAUGAGACACUCAAAGUAUGAUGAAGAUUCAACAAUAAGCAAAUUGACAGCACGUGAAAGACGUUUCAUAAAGUUUGCGUCCAGUGAAUAUGAUGGCCAAUUAUAUAUGACACCACAAGAUUUUUUAGAAUCAGUUGUCGAACAAGAACCCAGACCUCGCUUGAAACGUCGCAUACUAAAUGAACGUGAUAUAAAUUCAAUGCGUGACGAAACUCCUCCGUUGAAGAAAGGUUCAAAUCAAUUGUUUAGAAAAUUAAGGGAUCGAGGCAUUAUUUCCUAUACGGAGUAUUUGUUUUUGUUAUCAAUUUUAACAAAGCCGCAAUCAGGUUUCCGUAUUGCUUUCAAUAUGUUCGAUACUGACGGCAAUCAACGUGUGGAUAAAAAUGAAUUUCUGGUGAUUUUAAAAAUUUUGGGUUUUUCUUUUCGUAAUCACGAUAUGGACGACGAAACAAGACGAGUUCUUAAGCGUUUAGUUUCCACUGAAGAACAAGCCAGAGAGCUAUAUUAUUUAAAGAAAAAGGUCAAAAAGGAUAAUAAAAAUACUAUAAUGGAGCGCAUUUUUAGCGGCGCUUGGAAAGAUAAACAUGGUAAAACUAACAAAAAUAAAGAGGACGAAGACGACACAAAUGUAUCGAAUAAAACUCCAGAAGAAGUUAAAGAGGAGGAUAAUUAUAUUGAUGAUGAAGAAGGCUUGCAGCGUAAACAUAAAGUGGAUACAACUUUGCAAAUUCAUUUAUUCGGCAAAAAGGGAAAUCGGGAUCUUCAUUAUGAGGGCUUCCAUAAAUUCAUGGAUAAUUUGCAAACCGAAGUCUUGGAAUUGGAGUUUAGCGAAUUCUCGAAGGGUAGUUUGAUUAUAACUGAAUUGGAUUUUGCAAAGAUUCUUUUGCGUUACACAUAUUUGGAUACCGAUGAAUACGAUAAGUUCCUAGAUCGUCUUUUAGAACGCAUUAAACAUGAACAACAUGGCAUUACGUUUAACGAGUUUUGUGAUUUCUGUCAUUUUCUAAACAACUUGGACGAUUUUGCCAUAGCGAUGCGCAUGUAUACCUUGGCUGAAAGGGCUAUUUCCAAAGAUGAAUUCUCUCGUGCCGUUAAAAUUUGCACUGGUCGCAGUCUUUCGAUGCAUUUAAUUGAUACAGUAUUUGCUAUUUUCGAUGCCGAUGGUGAUGGGUUGUUAUCUUACAAAGAAUUCAUAGCCAUCAUGAAGGAUAGAUUAUAUCGGGGCUUCAAGUCGGUUUCAAAAUCAGAGGGAUGGGAUGCCUUCAAAUCGUGCGUCAGCCAAGAGAUGCGACAAGUGAAAAAUUGAAAGAAAAUGCUUUUGUUAUAAAUUUCUUGUUUUUUGUAUGUGUGUGCUUACUUUAUUUUUUUUUUUUUUUUUAUAUCAACCCAUAUAUGAUAACGAUGAGUUAGUUAGUCCGCCUCAUUACAUCAUAUCUUCAUUCUUUAUAUCCUCCAUUUGCUAAAUAAGCAACAAAUAUAUCUGGGACAUCUCUUACCUAUCUAUUCAAGUUCUAAUCUGGAUCCAAAAGAAUAAGCCUGAACUUAAAUUGUUUCCUAGCUCUUGCCUUCUUAUUUCAUCAGUUAAAGUUUGGGAAUUCAUCCCAAUUACAUUUACCCUCUUUAUCGGUGCACUUUUAAAUUUUUCUUCUCUGUCACCAAUUUGAAACUCUUAUCCUUUACAACGCAGUGCUGCCACGUAGCACGAAAGCAUGACCUAAAACAUGUGCUAUAUCAGGCGUCCCUCGUAUAACACGGUAAACACGGUUUCAAAGUUUUUGCCUAUUAUAAGAGCGGUUUUGAUGUAAAAUUUGGGUUUUGCAAAAAAUCGAGUACAGAUUCCGUUGAAUUUUGUUUCGAUUAGUCCAAAAUUUUAUACCCUACAGCACUUGUGGUACAGAAGUAUAUUAGGUUUGUGCGUGUAUGUGCAAUAAACAGAAGUUAAGGUAGAUCCAUCAUUUCCUAAACCGAUCGAUACAGAAUCACUUUUUGCAUCGAUCUAAGGGUGUCUGUCCAUCUGUGUGUUUUCUUUUGCUCAACUCACAGAUGGAUAUUUUUGGGGUUUUUUGAGAAAAUUUCGUCAGCCGACAUACUUUCGCCUAAUGACAAUGGAAAUGUUCCGGAUCAGACCGCUUUUUCCAUCACUCUCCAUAUAUAAGCUUUUUAUGAAAAGUCAUUCUGUGAAUAACUGUGGUAUAGGGUUAGGUCCGCUUUCACUUGCUUUUAUUUUAUAAAACCUUGAAUGUAUGCUUGGAACAAAAUUUUAGUGAUCAUCGAGUUUUACACCUUCAGAAUUACGGCGCACAUUGCCCUUGGUUCAUUUGCAUGGUUUCGAUAUAACACAAAACAAGAUAACGUCACAAUACUGUGCACAUUGCCUUAAUCUGCAGUACAUCUAAAGUUAAAUUUUAUUAUUCUAUAUUAUAUCCCAGUUUAAAUAAGUAAAUGAAAUAGUUCAGCAUAGCAGUUUCGCUGUAGCUCGGUACAAAUUAGACGUGUUAUAUGGGAGACGCCUGUUUUAAGUGAAUACAUAUUCUGUCUAUAUUAUGAUCAAAUAUCGUACAUAAGCUAAUAAGUAUCAUCAUAAGUAAUGUUAAAAAAUUCGGCUCAAGUCGAAUAUAGUAUCUAUCAUAUUUCUUUUCCUUCCAUAUGCUGGCCUUUAACAAUUCUUUAAAAUUACUUUUACUAAAAAGUGAAGAAAAAU